This is a messenger RNA of Closterium sp. Naga37s-1, 3021 nucleotides long. NCBI's taxonomy places the organism in Eukaryota, Viridiplantae, Streptophyta, Zygnematophyceae, Desmidiales, Closteriaceae. The record is from the annotation of a GenBank genome assembly.
AUGGCCGACCUGGGCAACGCCGACCGUCCGGCGCAGGGCACGGCGCGCGGAGGCAACGGCGCAGCCCCAGCGGGCUGUGAUAAGGGGCUCAUUCCGCGGUCGAAUAAGGAGUACCUCAAUAUCGAGUACUGGGACAAGCGGUUUGAAGUGGAGGAGUCGUUUGAGUGGUGCGGGGACUACUCGCAGUUCAAGCACCUGCUGCUUGCACACAUCCGCCCCUGCGACCGGGCGCCUCACAACCACACCCUUCCUCACGGUCCUGUGCUGUGCUGCUGCUCGCCCACACCCCCCUCCCCCCCUGCCACCGAGUACUCAUGCCAUUCUCUCUGCCUUUCCAAGCGCCUCAUACUGCCGCUCCCUGCACAUACUCCCUGCUGCCUUCCCAAGCCUCCUAUGUUUCCUAUCGUCCUGCGUCUUCUCGUUACUCUUGCUUGCAGCUGUUCGCUGUGUCAGCCAUCUGCCCCUCAACCCCCCUGCCCCUCCACGCGUGCCCCUGUCGUGCGCGCAUGCCAGGUGCUGAUACUAGGCAACGGCACAUCAGACCUGCCAGAGUGCCUGUGGCGGGACGGCCGCCGCCACAUCACCGCCACCGACCUCUCUGCUCUCGUGGUGCACCGCAUGGCACAGCGCAGCACCGAUCUGGGAAGUGCCGCUGUGUGCGCUGCUGCCCCUGCUGCAGCGCCUGCCACAGCCGCCAAUACAGCCCCGGAUGCUGCUGCUGCUGCUGCUGCUGCUGCUGCUGCUGCUGCAUGUGAUUGCACCGGCACACACGCCGAGGCAGCCGCGCACACAGCUACUGGGGAGGCGCCUGGAGGGACACAGCCCCCGCAGCAGCAUCAGCCGCAGCCGCCCUCCCCCUCUACCACUCGUGUGGACAGCAAUGGCAUGGGUGCGGUAGCAGGGGGCAGAGAGGGGCAGGCGCAGCAUGCAUGCUCAGGUAGUACUGGCUCUACUGGCUGUGCAGGCUGCAAUACCUCUGGUGACAGCAGCAAUGGGUGUGAGCCGCGCAGCAACAGCAACAGCAGCAACGGCGGCGGCAGCAGUGGUGGGGGAGUGGUGUGCGAGUGUGGGAGGGCGGUGGGCAUCACAUGGGCGGUGGCGGACAUGAUGGCUCUGCCCUUCCCCGAUGCAGCCUUCGAUGUCGUGCUCGAGAAGGGCGUGCUGGACGUGCUAUUAGUGGACAGCGACUCCCCCUGGCACGUGCCGCCCCCCAUCGUGCAGCGCGUGCACACAGCGCUCUCACAGGCCCACCGCGUGCUCACCCCGCACGGCCGCCUGCUCUCCAUCACCUUCGGACAGGUGCGCUGUCACACAGGUGUGCUGUCACACAGGUGCGCUGUCACACACGUGCGCUGUCGGCCAGGUGCUGUGCAGGGGGACAGGAUGAGCACGUCUCACACUGCCUCAGCACGUCUCACACUGCCUCAGCACGUCUCACACUGCCUCAGCACGUCUCACACUGCCUCAGCACGUCUCACACUGCCUCAGCACGUCUCACACUCUCCAAGCUUGCCUCUUUUCCCGCCCCUCGCCCUCUCCUCCACUCGCUCCCCCUGCAGCCUCACUUCCGUCGCCCCCUUUACGAGGCUCCUCACCUCACAUGGACGCUGCAGCACACGGCCUUUGGGGACUCCUUUCACUACUUCCUCCUCCACCUCGCCAAGGUCUAUGGCUGCUCGCCCCCUCGCCGGCCUCCGACUCUCCUCCCCCUUCACCCCCAUCCGCAUUCCGUCCCCGAUCCCCCUCAUUCGCCGCUCCGCGUCCCCGUGCGCGCUCCCCUGUGCUGCACCGCGCUGCUACCGCUUGCGCAGAAUCCGCGGUUCCCCAUCGUGCGCGCAUCUUCCGUCGUCCGCUGCGUAUCCCGUCCCCUCGCCUCUUUCACCCCCAAUUCCGCCAGCCCAGCGCGCCUUCCCCACGGGAGAAGCCGCACCAGGCGGAUACCUGACACGCACAGCAAUCGCUCACGGCUGCGCGGGUGAUCGCCGCUGCCGCAGCGGGGUGGCGCGCGCAGCAGGCGCAAUGGCGGAAGCUGGGGGGUUAAUGGCGGAAGGCAGCGGGGAGCAGAACAGCGGAGCGCGCAGCAGCGAGUGGGGCGGCGGCGCAAGCAGGGUGCGAGUGCGGCGGGUGGGCGCGAAUCCAACGGAGAUCAUCGAUCUGCCCGCCGAGUCGCGCUUCCGCGCGUCGCCAGCAGCAGACGGCGCAGCGGCAGAAGCCGCGGAUGGCAUUGCCGGGCAGAUCCGCAGCAGCAUCGCGGAAGCUUCUUCCGCGGGGGUUCCCCCGCCCGCGGUGCUAGUAGUGCCUGGGAAUCCAGGCGUGUGCGCGUAUUACACGGACUUUGCGCUCGCGCUGCACUCCGCGCUUGGCGGAGCUGCGCGCGUGGUGGUGGUGGGACACGUGGCGCACACGGAGCGCGAGAUGGAGGGCGGACGUCUGUACUCGUUACAGCACCAGAUCCAGCACAAGAUAAGGCACCUACCCUCCCACGUGGUGCACGUGGUGGGGCUCUUCCCCUUCCUCACCUUCAACCACCAAUCAGACGAGCAGCGGCGCCUGAAGCUGAUCGCGUCGCUCACGCCGCUGCUGGCGGUGGUGGCGGCGCUGCUGCAGGUGGUGCGGGUGCUGCCGGCGCGGGUGGUGCAGUGGGUGGUGCGGCGCGGCGUGGGGAAGGCGUGGAGCCAUGGUGCCGUGCAUGUCACCGCCACUGCCAUGCUCCGGUACAACAUGCUGCGCAACUAUGCAUACAUGGGGCACACCGAGUUCAUCUAUUUUUCGCAGCGGGAGUUUGACUGGGCGUUUCUGAGCAGCAAUGCGCCGCACUUCACUUUCAUCUUUGGCCGUGACGACCACUGGGGCCCGCUGCACCUGCACCAGCAGAUGCAGGAGCGAGUGCCAGAGGUGGCAGCAUACGUGGACGAGGAGGGGCAUGAGCACACCUUCUGCUGCACUGACCGGGGUGCCAGCAGCAUCGCAACGCAUGUCGCCAAGCUGCUGCGCUCGCAAGGCACUCUCCCUGCUACAUAG